ACUAAGAUAGAAAAACACCAAAGAGAUACUAAUAAACCAUAAAGAAACAAGGAUGGUUAAGGAUGCAAAUGAUUGACGUGGAUUACAAACUUUUCAAGAUGCGAUAUCGUGACACAGCUCCUUUAACCCAAGCUGCCUCGAAUUUCAAAACGCUGUACUUGUGAAACGAAGACUUCCAUCGAAGCCAGCAUUUCCCAGGUAACUAAGUGUAUGUAGAGAAUACUCUAAAAGAACAGCUAUCGUAGAAUUCACAGUGGUAAGUAGAUUAACUAAGAACUCUUUAGCCUCUUAUCGUUUAGCAAACGUGCUUUUCUCCAGCCCUGACUGAUGGGUAAUCAGUGGACCACAAAUAGCACUGACAAAAAUAUUUAGUCACUGACUAUUUCCUAUCAUCAAUACUGAACUAAUUACAGACGACUCGUUGAUUACUCAUUUACCCAAUGGAUCAUUGAUUAGUUACGUCUGGUUGUGGUUGAUUUGAGUAUUUUCCAGAAUAUUUGCUUUCACCGCAAAAUUGGGCUCAACGGAGCCAGACGCGAGUAAACUGAUGUUCUUCAAUGGUUCGGAUUAAAUCACAGCGAUCUUCAUCAAGCCUGACUCCGUAACCUUACAAAUACUUCCGAUAAGCCGUGUUGAAAAUAUUAUAUUCUGCUAUCACCUGAAAUGUUUUAGGAUUACACAGUUCAUUUAUUCGUGGACUGAAGAUGAAAAGAGUUCGCUUAAACCGUCACGUCGAGGUAAAAUGCAAAGCGAACUCUUUUUCUUUCGUGAAUGUUUGGACCAACGCUUCCGAUUCAGGGUUGCCUAAGGCCAUUCUUAUCCAAGAGACCUUGUUGUCUACAGUUCUACACAACAGGGCGUUAAAUAAUCAAAACUCAUUUCAUCUUCUCGUUAGCCCGGGUUGAAAUUCAGCCCAGGUAAAACUGUCUCCAUGUAUACUAAUCGUCUAUUUAUUUCAAGUGGGUUUCAGUGUUUAGAAACCGGGCAGAAAUCUUAGUUUCCAGCCUGAACAGAGAAAAUCGCCCUCUCAUUACAUUUUUCCGACAGUGACUCAUAACCCGGCCUGGUUUUUUUCGUUCCCUUGGCCAAAGAACAGCUUUGAAGAUUAGCCUAAGUUAGCAGGGGGCACACAAGGCACCACUCGACCAUUGCAGUUGUAAUGACACAUAACAAGCGAUUUAUUUAGUGUGAACUGUCUCAGAAGUCUCUGAGAUUAACGCACUUUGUCUUAUAAACCCUAACGCAUUUUUUCUUGUGUUUCUCUGCAGAAAAGCUGAAUAACAGUGUAACAUAUAUUGGGCAAUGUCUACUCAAUCGUCAGGAAACGCAUCUUCAGCAACUCCAUCAGAGCAAGGGGGAUAUUCCGUUAGCGUCAAGGUGUCUUUCGCUAUCCUGCACUCUAUCAUCAUUUUACUGGCCCUAGUCGGAAACGUUUUGGUGAUAUAUAUUCUGUACAGGAAGCUGGAAACCAGACGAUUAACAAGCUUUAUGUACGUGAACUUGGCUGUGGCCGACCUGCUUGUAACCGUAAUUGUGCUGCCACAGUCCAUGCAGUCCAUUCUUAUGAACGGCAAAUGGAUUGAUGGAGGGUUUGGCUUGUUCCUAGUUAAGCUAGUCUAUUUCUUAUUCUUCGUCGUUCUGACGGCGUCCAUCUUCUCCUUAACGGCAGUGUCAUUUGAUUUCUUCUGCGCUAUGGUCCUGCCCAUGCACAAUUUCCCUCGGUUCAGGAACAAGAAAGUUCUGGUUCCGGUCAUUUGGAUCUCUUCAAUGUGCCUAAUGAUUCCCUGGCUAAUUAUCGUUGGAGUCAAAGACUCGCGCAUAGAAUUCAAGUUUUCACGGCUCGGCCCUGUUCAAGCAUCUCUACGCGGAGUUUACCUUUAUCUCGUCAUCGCCAGUUACGUGAUUCCUCUAACUACAAUGAGCGUUCUUUACGGCCAUGUUUGUCAAAAACUACGCACGCACAAAGCACCGGGAGUUACCAUAAACAAUCGCGCCACACACCGAGCCAACGCCACCAAACGCAAAAUCAUUCACAUGUCAAUCGCAAUCGUCGUGGUAUUUGCACUUUGUUGGCUUCCAGCACACGUGUAUCACAUGAUUUUGGCCAUCGAUCUCAACUUGCACUUCUCGCUGCCUAACUACAUCAUGCUGACGUGUUAUUGGUGCGGUCACGCCAACAGCGCAAUCAACCCGUGGCUCUUGAUAUACUUCAAGAAGAGAUUUCGUGUGGUAUUUCGAAGGAUGAUAACACACUCAUUAAGUCGCAUGUCGGUUUCCAGCAAAACGAACGCGAGUGUGAAAAAUCCAGCUCGGGAGUUUAUGCUCGUUCCAGUCACAGAGGUGUACCAAUUCAACAGCAGUGUGUGAAACACAUACCAUUUCAAACUAACACUGUCGUUGUCAACACGGCUAGUGCUUUUAGAAACGUUUUUCUCGCUUUCUUCCACCAUGGCAAAAAAAGAAAUAAACCUUUCCAGGGGAAAUCGCAGUUAUGAACUAUCAAUGGGAAAAUGCUCUGUAACAGCUGAAAGGUGUCUGCAUGAUGGUCUUGGACAUAAACCUCAAACUUCAUACAAGCUGGCUACAAAACAUUGAAUUUGGAACUUUCCUGUCACACGUACAAAGCCAGCGAUAAAUUGAGGUGUUAAUAUCUAAACUUAUAUCAGUAUCAAUACUGAUUUACAUCACAUUGCUUUUAAUUAAUGUUAAGAUCACUAACAGUAAUAUUAAUAUAAAUUUAAUGUCAGCCACAUAUCUUGCACUAGUCUUGCACAUCUUCCAAAAAAGAGCAGAGAAGUUUUUCCAACGAGUUUUUUACAGGGGUGCUAAGUUGUAGAACAGCCUUUCUCAUGAACUCCGAUCUACGGUUUCUUUAAGUGAAUUUGAAGGUAAACAUCGUUAUUACAGCUUUGAAUGAGACACGGCAUCCUUGAAAAGGAGCUUUAGUAAUAUAAUAGGUUUUUAUUCUUAUAAUACUGUAUUAAUUAUUAGUUAGUUUAGUUAUGCAGACUUAGAUUACUAUACUUUUAAAUUAUGCAAAAAAAAUUUUUACCGUGUAUUAAUAAAGUUAUCGACUCGACUAACUCAACUCAAGAAAUAAUAGUCAUCGCGAAUAACAAAAGAAUAAUUACCAGUGAUAUCAAGAAAUAUUAUGCAAAGCUCUUCCAUCGAGACGAAAAUAUAUUUAUCAGAAUGUAUAAUCACGAGACCUCACGUGUCGUAUAGACUCCUCGAGA
Messenger RNA from Orbicella faveolata, 3236 nucleotides. Its product is annotated as prolactin-releasing peptide receptor-like. Gene Ontology annotation, biological process: G protein-coupled receptor signaling pathway. NCBI's taxonomy places the organism in Eukaryota, Metazoa, Cnidaria, Anthozoa, Scleractinia, Merulinidae. Gene Ontology annotation, molecular function: G protein-coupled receptor activity. Gene Ontology annotation, cellular component: plasma membrane. The record is from RefSeq and is a predicted model, not a curated record.